Molecule: messenger RNA, 654 nt
Organism: Rotaria sp. Silwood1
Lineage: Eukaryota; Metazoa; Rotifera; Eurotatoria; Philodinida; Philodinidae
Source: the annotation of a GenBank genome assembly
AUGCAUCCUGCUCUGGGAGGAUGCUUUGGAGAACAAUGUAAAGUUGCAUUUGGUUAUGAUCUGGUUGGUGAUAACUUCAAUCAAUCGCACCUCAUUCCAGAACCGGACGAUGAUCCACUCGAUAAUUGUUCUGCGGGCGCCCAUGGCACGCAUGUUGCUGGAAUUGUUGCUGCCAAUGCAACAGAAAUGACUCAAACAGGCUUUAUUCCUUUCCAAUCUUUUCUCGGUGUCGCUCCUCAAGCUACUCUUGGAGCAUGAGGAACACCUUCAAGUUUCACAUCAUUUGGUCUCACUGGCGACUUGCUGUUCAAACCCGAAAUUAGUGGCAUUGGUGGCUAUGUUUACUCGACUAUUUCAUCAUUUGCAGCCGAUAAACGAAACACUUCGGAUGCUUAUGCUACCCUAUCGGGUACAAGUAUGGCAACACCGUAUGUUGCAGGAACUUUGGCACUCUAUCUUGCACAUAUUGGUAAUCCUGGCCCAGAAACACCAACCACCAUUGAACUUGAUCCUGAAAAAUCAGGUACGAUUACUCUUCGAUUUCAACCACCUUCCAAUGCCGACCCGGCUCUUCUUCCCAUCUUCUCGGGCUUUAUCUAUGUUACAAAUAAUGUGAAUGAGCAAGUUGCACAUAUUCCAUGUGAGUAUCCGUAA